Messenger RNA from Botrytis porri, 1122 nucleotides. RefSeq lists its product as uncharacterized. The transcript has 3 exons. Bases 1 to 1122 code for a protein of 373 amino acids. NCBI's taxonomy places the organism in Eukaryota, Fungi, Ascomycota, Leotiomycetes, Helotiales, Sclerotiniaceae. The record is from RefSeq and is a predicted model, not a curated record.
AUGUCUUCCCCAACGUUCGGCUGUACAGAUAUACCUAUAGUUAUCAGAUGGGGCAAAUCUGAACCAUUUAACUAUAUUGGUACACCAGCUCAACAACUUCGAAUGAAUGUGGACCUUGGUACACAGGAUAACCCCAAGUUACUCUUUUGGUUCAGUGUAACAGUUGGGGUCACAGUGAGCCCUGGAUCUGCUACGAUACGUAAAAAGCCGCUCUACUUUGUUCUCCAAGCUAGUUUGUUUGGGGAGGCCGGAGGUAUCACCUUGGCAGCAUCACCAUAUAAGGUUUCUUCCAAGACUCGUACUGCUAUGCAAAAGGCUGGUAUCUAUAUGGAUGGAACUACUGUUUCCCGUAUAUACUUCAAGCUCGAAAACAAUGGCACAGUGUUUAUGCCCCCUAUUGAGAAUCAUUCCUUCACCCCUGCGUCGGACAAUGUUGUAAAACUAUUGGCUGAUCUGCAAUCCCUUUCCCAGGCUAAGAACUUCUGUGUAUAUACAUCAGGUCAAAUAUCGACUAUUACACAACUAUGGGAAAGGAUCCCUCAUAUACAUAGGGGAACCUUUACAGGUGACUUUACAACUCAGAAUGUAUACAGAUCUAAUAUGGUAUGCGACGUAUGGACGAAUUUCAAUCAGUUUGCGAGACAGGGGCAUCCGGCGAAACGUCAAGACCCCCUACUGCAAGAUCCCCAAGAUAGUAAUCUAUCAUCUUCCCAUGUUCUCAACCAAGAUCUUGUGGAUACCGACUACGAUGAAGAAUCGCUCACAGGGCGGAAGCGCAAAUAUGGCAAGAUAUCUUCCAACACUACACCAUUAGAUAUCCUAGGGUCUAAUAAGUCCAAUGUGGAUCAUCGUUCCAAAGUUCGAUUCGCCAAAUCUUGUAACAAUAUCACAGACUACCUUAGAAAGGAAUUAUCUGUCUUUAUAUUUUGGACAGCAGAGAUCAACCCACGGUUACAGGAGGCUUAUGAGCAGGUCUUCUCAGAUCUUGGCGGGGCAGUGUCUAGUGGAAAUAUAACUGAAUUCUACAAAAUAAAGUCGGAGUGCAUGGCGGAUGUUUGUAUAACAUAUGUCAAGAGAGAAUCUGAGGGAGGAUCUGAAUGGGUUUUGAGGAAUACUAUCUGA